Messenger RNA from Seriola dumerili (greater amberjack), 5457 nucleotides. RefSeq names its product small G protein signaling modulator 1 (gene sgsm1a). Gene Ontology annotation, molecular function: GTPase activator activity. The transcript is spliced from 25 exons. The record is from RefSeq and is a predicted model, not a curated record. Gene Ontology annotation, biological process: activation of GTPase activity. Bases 47 to 4033 code for a protein of 1328 amino acids. NCBI's taxonomy places the organism in Eukaryota, Metazoa, Chordata, Actinopteri, Carangiformes, Carangidae.
CACAGCUGAUGGGAGGGGUGCUGCUUGCAGACAGGAGACAGGAUCUAUGGCAACAAUCAUGGCAGAGGCAGAGACCCGUCAGAGGCUGCUGCGCACCGUCAAGAAGGAGGUGAAGCAGAUUAUGGAGGAAGCCGUCACCAGGAAAUUUGUUCACGAAGACAGCAGCCAUAUAGUGUCCUUUUGUGCUGCAGUGGAGGCAUGUGUUCUGCAUGGGCUGAAGCGACGGGCAGCAGGCUUUCUGCGUAGCAACAAGAUAGCGGCCCUCUUCAUGAAGGUGGGGAAAAGCUUUGCCCCGGCUGAGGAGCUGUGUAGGAAGGCCCAGGAGCUCGAGCAGAUCAUCGAGACAAAGCGAAGUCAAAGCUUGCAAAGUCAAGACAGCCUUCGUAAGAUGCCCCGACUGCCCAGCCUCACCCCACAGGGAGUCAAGAACUUGUGGAUCCGGACGGCUCUGUUUGAGAAGGUGCUGGACAAGAUUGUUCUCUACCUGGUGGAGAACAGCAGUAAAUACUACGAGAAAGAGGCUGUUCUAAUGGACCCUGUAGAUGGACCUAUCCUUGCCUCUUUGUUAGUUGGACCUUGUGCUUUGGAGUACACGAAGAUGAAGACAGCUGACCACUUCUGGACGGACCCGUCUGCUGACGAGCUGGUGCAAAGACAUCGCAUCCAUGGUGGCCACUGCAGGCAGGAUUCUCCCACCAAGAGGCCUGCGCUGUGUAUUCAGAAGCGGCACUCCAGCAGCAGCAUGGAUGAGCGCCCUUCCCCCUCGCCAUCAGCUCGCGAAUAUGUGGAGUCACUGCAUCAAAACAGCAGGGCGACCCUGCUGUUUGGCAAAAACAAUGUGCUUGUACAACCGAGGGAUGACAUGGAGGCUAUCCCAGGUUACCUCUCUCUGCACCAGACUGCUGACAUCAUGACACUGAAGUGGACACCCAAUCAGCUCAUGAACGGCUCUGUUGGAGACUUGGACUAUGAACGCAGUGUAUACUGGGACUAUGCCAUGACAAUCCCUCUAGAGGAGAUAGUUUACUUGCAUUGUCAUCAACAAGUGGACAGCGGGGGGACGGUGGUGCUGGUCAGUCAGGAUGGGAUCCAAAGACCUCCACUUCGCUUCCCCAGAGGAGGCCAUUUGCUCCAGUUCCUCUCCUGCCUGGAGAACGGCCUUCUUCCCCAUGGCCAGCUGGACCCUCCACUCUGGUCCCAGAGGGGAAAGGGAAAGGUGUUUCCUAAGCUGCGGAAGAGGGUUCCUCAGGGAUCUGGAUCCUCAGACUCUGUCUCAGAUAAGGAGGAGGACGAGGCCACAGACUAUGUCUUCCGCAUCCUCUUUCCAAACAGCCAGUCAGAGUUUGUGACUCCUCCAGACUUGAUGGAUCAAGGAGCUACAAUGUGGCAUCCCACUCUCAGGAAGUCGUCGUGUUCCUCUUGUUCUCAGGGGAGCUUCUCUGAUGGGGCGACACCCAAGGGGUGCAACCAUGAGAGGACUCCUCUGAAGCUGCUGUGUGACAACAUGAAGUAUCAGAUCAUCUCUCGGGCAUUUUAUGGCUGGUUGGCAUACUGCCGUCACCUGUCCACUGUGCGUACACACCUCUCUGCCCUCGUCAAUCACGCCAUUGUGGCGCCCGACGUGCCGCGUGAUGCCUACAAAGGGCUCACCACAGAGGUGUGGCAGACGUUCCUCCAGGACUGCACAGCCUAUGAGGAGCAGGAGCUGCUUCGUCUCGUCUACUUCGGUGGAGUGGACCCCUCUCUGCGUAAAGAGGUGUGGCCUUUCCUGCUGGGUCAUUACCAGUUCCGGAUGUCAGAAGCCGAGAGGAAGGAGGUGGAUGAACAGGUCAGAGUGUGCUACCAACAGACCAUGCGUGAGUGGCUCGGCUGUGAGGAGAUUGUCCGCCAGCGGGAGAAGGAGCAGCAUGCUGCAGCUUUAGCAAAGUGCUCCUCUGGGGUGAGCAUGGACAGUUCCAAUCAGAAGAUGAUCCACCAUGACUCCACUGUGAGCAAUGAGUCCCAGUCCUCCCAGGGCUCAGACAGGCAGAGUCUGGCUCGCCUGCAGAGUGACUCCAGCAGCAGCACACAGUACUUCACAUCCUCCCAUCCCUUCCCCUGGAGUAGCCUGCUUCCCUUUGGCUUGUUCUUUCAGGUGUUUGAGUCCGUAGAGGAGGUGGACCAGAUCGAGGCGGAGCCUAGGACCGACAAACAGGUGCCAAAGAUGCCCAAUGGAGCUCUGCAGAACGGGACAAGCUCUCCUGAUUCUGGACACCCCUCCUCCCGCAACUUCUCUGUCACCUCCGGCCUGUCGGACGGCUCGCUCAGCACAGAGGACAGCGCUGCGCCCGAUACAACCUUGAGAUCUGCAGCUGUCACUCAGGCAUCACAGAGCACUGUCAAAGCUGCAGGCGUAGAGGGAGAAGGUCUGACCAAGGGAAUGCACAGCCAAGAGAAAGUUGAAGUGAAGGACAAAGAGGAGGAGGAGGAGGAGGAGGAGGAGGAGAAAGCACCCAAUGUGACCAAAACUGCAGAAAGCACUAAGACUGAGGCGAUAGACGAUAACAGGAUUCAACCACUGGAAGAGGGGCAGGUGAUGACCAACAAAGAGACACGUUUGCAACCUAAAACACAGGAGAAUGUUGAGGAGCCAGAAGCUACUAGAAGAGAGGGAACCAAGUUUGAAGAUAAAGGCCUGGAUACAGACAUUAAAGGAAUUAAAUCUUUAGAGUCAGGAGAAACAGGAAGAGGAGUGUCCGAUGAGGAUACUACGAUGGUAUCAGCAGCUGCUACACAAUCCAAAGGAGAACUCGUUGAACAAAGUCUCAAAAAAGAAGCAGAGGGGAGAAUUGAGGAAACAUCAAAGCUGGAAGAAAGGAAUGUGGAAAAGAUGAAGGGAAUGGACGAAUCAAAGACGAGUAAACCACAGGAGGUUUUGUUCAUGGAGGGAAAAGAAAAAAUAUUCAAAGAUCCCAUGGCUCCUGAAGUGGAGAAGAACCUCCUUUUCUCAGAAGACUCCAGGGUCUCAAGAGCAAGAGAAGCCUACUGCGCCUCUCAGAAAGAGGAGACUCAGGUCAUGAUUGAAUCUGACGAGUCUCCCUCAGCCAUAGAGAUGGAGGAGAUCCCCAAAGCCAAAGUUUCCAUGGUGCCUUGGAGUAGGAAGGGAUGUUGUGAACCUUUGUCUUCCUCUGAGGACUCAGCCCCUUAUGUGGAGCUCAGGCAGGAGGAGGAGCUGGAAAAGCCCAGUCCUGAGGGCACCGAGUCCAUCCUGUCUGAGGAGCCGGAGAUGGAGAGCCUGUACCCUCACUUUGAUCCUCUGGCCAGAUCUGGAGACACCAAGAAUGAGGCGAUCUCUCUGGAAUCUGCUGGGAGCACUUUCUCUCAAGAGCUUUUGGACUUGUAUACAUUAAAUCUGCACCGCAUUGAAAAGGACGUCCAGCGCUGUGACAGGAACUACUGGUACUUCACUCCUGCCAACCUGGAGAAACUGCGCAACAUUAUGUGCAGCUAUAUCUGGAGGCACCUUGACAUCGGUUACGUACAGGGCAUGUGUGAUCUGCUGGCUCCACUUCUAGUCAUACUGGACGAUGAGGCCAUGGCCUUCAGCUGUUUCACUGAACUCAUGAAGAGAAUGAAUCAAAACUUUCCACAUGGAGGAGCUAUGGAUACUCACUUUGCCAACAUGCGUUCUUUAAUCCAGAUCCUGGACUCUGAGCUGUUUGAGCUAAUGCACCAAAACGGAGACUACACCCACUUCUACUUCUGCUACCGCUGGUUUCUCCUAGACUUCAAGCGAGAGCUGGUGUAUGAGGAUGUGUUUGCAGUCUGGGAAACCAUCUGGGCAGCCAAGUAUGUCUCCUCUAGUCACUUUGUCCUCUUCAUUGCCCUGGCUCUGGUGGAGAUCUACAGGGACAUCAUCCUGGAGAACAACAUGGACUUCACUGACAUCAUUAAGUUCUUCAAUGAAAUGGCUGAGCAUCACAACAUCAAGCAGAUUUUGACCCUGGCCAGAGAUCUCGUGUGCAAGGUGCAGAUGCUGAUCGAGAACAAGUGAUGGUGCUGUUUGUCUUCUUUUCCCUCCAAGUAAAACGUGUGAACAGCUGUAGCGGCACAGGAGUAAAAUACAUAUGAGCACACACGCUCUGACACACACACAUACACACUACACAAAGCCUUUACAACCACAGUUUGCUGCUAUGAGCCUUAUUGACUGUAUCCACUAUGUUAUUUGUGUUGUCAACAGGUGUAUGAGAUUAUUACGCUUAAUAUUUGUCAGUAUGUUCAAGUGAAAGCAAACAAAACUGAAAAUCUGUUUAAUUCCAACAGAUUUUUGUCAGAAAUCCCUUAAGUGUUGAUCUUAGUCCGAGUGCACUUAAUAUUUUGAGAUAAAGAAGGAAAUUUUAGUUGUACAUUUCAAACCAAAAUGCAGAGCUGAAUGCAACCAGAGACUAUAUUUAUGAGAAAAAUACAUUGUGAUAAUAGUUUAUAUUAAUUAUUUUAAUAGCCAAAGUCUACAGGGUUCAAUUUUAGAUGUGUCAGCAAGUUAUACCCCAGGAACCUAUCCAUGAAUGAGGAAAGAAUGUAAGCAGACUUUUAAUUUUAUUUAAGUAGUAGUAACAACCCAAAAUCAAAUUAAGUUUCACUGAUGACCCAAACUCCAGUUAUGUUUCACACACAACGUUAAGAAUAAUUUAGCUGUCAGCGCCAUGCCAGUGAUUUAGCAUCCAACAGUGUUUUCAAUGUUCUUGAACUGCCUUGAACUGCCAAAUAGUAUGUCUUUAUUUGUUAUGUGUGAAUUGUACUGUACUGAGAGAAAACUGUGUUUAAAUUAUGAGGAUUAUAUGUUAACACUUGUUGAAUCAUAACCUGAUAUCUAAGUGACUUAUGGAUGUCUGGGCAGAGAUUUAUAUAAAGAAACAAGCCUGAUUUGAUAGUCCUCCUAAGUUAUUUUAUCCAGUGAACCACUGUAUAUUUUGUACAUUGUGCAGUUUACCCACCUUGAUUUUUGUAUUGUCUCGUAUUGUCUGGCACCCAUUUGUUGAAUCAAAUGUUAAUUUCAGCUUACAUUUGACUAUGAAUAGGAAAGAUCAGAUGAGGCAGUGAUAAUAUUUAGUCAUGGAGACCAAGUGAAAAGUCUUGUUCCACAUGUUAUUAACAUUCUUUAGUGUGAGAGUGACUUCAACAGAGAGAUGAAAAUGAAAGGUAAUGUAUGACAGAUUUUCAAAAUUAAUUGCAAAUGACCCAAUGUUAUGAGGGAAACUGUUUCAAUGUUUUGGCAGAUCUGAGGAUUGUGAGGACAUACAAAAUAUACCAACAUUCAUGCUUGUCAUUCAUUGCCUAAAACUUCACUCAGUUGUUCUUCAAGUGUUGUUUCAUGAAUGUGGUAAGGUGAAUUGCAUUUAAUAUUGGUGUUUCUUUGAGAACGCUAACUGCUGUCAGAAAAAAAAAAACCUAUUUUAAUUCAUUGUAAAAUUUAUU